Staurois parvus is the source of this 339-nucleotide messenger RNA. NCBI's taxonomy places the organism in Eukaryota, Metazoa, Chordata, Amphibia, Anura, Ranidae. The record is from the annotation of a GenBank genome assembly.
AUGCAGACUGCUUCUACAAAUAUUUGUGAAAGACUGUGCAAUAAGUCCAUCUGUGAAAUUUCCUUGCUGUUAAAUAUUCCAUGGUCAACUGUUAGUGGUAUUAUAACAAAGUGGAAGCAACUGGGAACAAUAGCAACUCAGCCACGAAGUUGUAGACCAUGUAAAAUGACAGAACGGGGUCAGCGCAUGCUGAAUCUCACAGUGCGCAGAAGUUGCCAACUGUCUGCAGAAUCAGUAGCUAAAGACCUCCAAACUACCUGUGGCCCUCAGAUUAAAACAACAACAGUGUGUAGAGAGCUUCAUGGAACGGGUUCCUAUGGCCGAGCAGCUCCAUCCAAG